GCCGAACAGCCUUGGGCACAGCCUCGCGAAAAUGGCCAAGGCUAUCUUCUUCGAGACCUCCAGGAGUUUUCUCCUAAUACAACAUCAAAUUUUCUCACCAUAUUUAUACAUCCUUACGAAAUCGGGUUUAAACAUUGACCACGGUCGUUUCGGAGAAUUUAGAUGAUGCAUGAAUGAAGGAUCUAUUGGUCAAUUAAAUGUGUCUAUUGAGGUUUAUGUGAUGAAAUCGCCGCGGUGUAUAUUUGUUUGAAGUAUAUACCAUGUCUUUUCUCAAAAGAUUCAAAACAAAAAAGACGAAAAAAAAAGACUCAUUGCCUCAAAACGAGGAUGAAUCAUCCUCGGCAUUCCGCAAUUUAGGCCCUGAGCAAACAGAGCAGAUUAUCGCUUGCUCUACCAAUGCUGCCUUUGCCGAAGCAUGGAAGAUGCAUUGGGAGGAUCUCAGUGAAAGUGAAAAACUUGCCUGGAGUUUCCAGGAAUUCAAAUCGCCGUUAAAGGUGCAAAUAACAACCGAGGACUUGAACAAGACUCAUCUGGAACAGUCUGUUGCUAGGAAAUGUGCAGAUGGGGUAUUGAAAUUUCUUCGAGCAAUCGAGACAUUGAUGGCCGGUGUUACAAUUGGGAUACAGGCAUACCCAGAUGUCAGCUCCAUAGUCAUCGGAGUUGUUCGAAUUAUCAUCAAUGUGGCCGUGAAGUACUUCGAAUACUAUGAAAAGUUGACACAAAUGUUGGAAAGGCUUGCAGAUCAGCUAAAGGUACUCGAUCUUUUUACUCAAAACAAUUCUAAAGAACCACUUUUGCAUACGACCUUAGUUGCGAUUUAUGCAAAUACUCUUGCCUUCUGUCGUCAUGCGCGCCGAGCUUUUUUUAACAAAACGAAUAUGAAAGCUUCAAAUGGACUAUCCAUGUUAGUAAAAGUACAGUGGGCUCCGUUCGAAGAGCAGUUUGGCCAGAUACAAUCCAAUUUAAAGCAUUAUACCGAGAACCUGGACAGGAUAUCCGCAGCAAUGACCAUGAACUCAACUCUGGCUGUCCAUGAAGAAAUGAAGAAGAAAUCUUCGCUAAACGUUCAAAAAGAGAGGAAACGAUUUUUGGAAUGGAUCUGUAAGGAAAAUAUUGAAGAGACUCAUAGAGAGAUUCGCGGCAAACGACUAUCAGACACUGGAUUGUGGCUGCUUGAGGACAAGAAUUAUACAAAUUGGAUAUCUCACGCAGAUACUGGCCUUCUUUGGGUGUAUGGACCAGCUGGUACUGGCAAAAGUAUUUUGGCGUCUCUGGUUAUUGACAGUUUAACUAAGAACGAUGAAUGUACAGCAUAUGCAUAUUUCAAAGGAGAAGACAAAAUCAUGCAACAAUCAACCAGUCAAGUGUUGUCUAUGCUUGUCAAGCAACUUUGUUGGAAUAUCGAUGUCCUUCCCCACAGAGUAUUGGAACUUUACCAAAAGUUGGAGAAGAAUGCACGUCAGCCUACAUUCGACGAUCUGAAAUUACUUUUCACAGAAUGUGUACGCCAUAUUGGAAAGGUAUUCGUGGUUUUUGAUGGCCUCGAUGAAUUUGAUGAAAGACAUCGCCGACAGCUUUUGGGAUUCCUUUGUGCUGAAGAUACACAGCAAGAAAACGUGAAGUUCUUUGUCACAAGUCGGUGGGAAAGGGACAUUAAGCAAGCUUUCAUUCGCUGUAAAUAUUUGAAGGUGGAAAGCUUGUCUCGGACCCAGUCGGACCUCGAGAAAGUAGUGCGACAUCGAGUGACGAAUGAAUUAAGCUACAUUUCUCCGGACUUGCAAGAAGAAGUCAUAAAAUCAUUGAUUGAAAAGUCUGGGGGAGUUUUUCUCUGGGCAAGCCUUCAGUUGAACGACCUUGUACAAGUCCCAGAGCCUAUGAUAAAGUCACAGCUGAAGGAGCUUCCAACGGGAUUACCGGAAACUUACCUCGGAUACUUUCGGAAAAUAAAUGCGCAGCCUCAGGCAAGCAGGAUUUUGGCACAGCGUUGUUUCCUUUGGGCAUUCCAUGCCAAAAAGUUGCUUAGCUCUGGUCAGGUCAUGGAUGCAGUGUCCUUGGAUUUCAAAGACUCUGGAAGUGAGAUGGUUAUUCAUAACGCGCAAACUCUCACGGAAGUUACAAAAAAUCUUCUAACCAUCACAAACCUUCGUUUGCCUCGUGUUCGACCUGUUCAUUUUUCUUUACAAGAAUAUGUCACAAACUCACCGACAGCACUCCCUUCAGAAAUACGAGACUUUCUUCUCCCUGAUACUGAAGUUGCAAAUGAGCAACUGGCUAUUUUAUGUCUUCAGCAUCUAAUAGCUGAUUUACCCCCAGAGGAUGGCUUAAGUACGAUUUUAUUCUAUGCUGCCCAUAAUUUCGACGGCCAUAUUCGAAGCUUGACGAAGAUACCAAAAACACUUACGGACAUCUUUGAUCGUAUAUUUGGGGAAGAGCAGCACAAACUUCUAAAGAUUCUAUCCUGGCGAUGGCCCAUUGACCACGACAGCUACCCUGAUAUAAGUUGUGCAGGAAGUCCUAGCUCGGUGGACCCCAUGUUUUUCAUGCAAUGCACGGGACUCGAUAAAGUCCCAGAACUUUGGUCUCGAUACGCCGGUACUGAACGACCACGUGUUUACCAAGAUGGGUAUUUACAUCUGGCAACGAUAGCUGGAUUGGACCAUGUUAUACGGGACAUAAUUGCCCAAGGCUUGGAUGUGCAUCGAGUUGAUGUUGACGGACACACGGCACUUCAUUAUGCUUGUGCUGAGACUAUCCCGUUAGAUACUGUGAAGGCACUUGUUGAAGGAGGAGUUGACAUCAAUCAACGUACCAGCAACGGACAGUCGCCGCUUCAACUCGCUAGAGAGUUUCGUCAUGUCGAAAAGUCGGCAUAUCUAGAAGAAGUAGGAGCGAUCGAGUGAAUGUGUCAUACUACUUGACAGUUGGCCCAAACAAUAAUCGAUAUUAGACAAUGAAUAUUGAAUGCGAACAACUAUGUAUAUCUUAUUAUUGAUACAUAUUAAAUGAAUGCCUACUCUUUUGUUGGAAUCGUUAAGUCCUGGCUUUGGAUGUUUGUUGAAAUCUCAGAAUAUUGACUUUAAAUGACCAAGAACCUUGGCUAGAGAUUCUAGUCAUCUGAGUCGGAAGCUCGAAAAUGCCACUUUACA
This is a messenger RNA of Talaromyces proteolyticus, 3146 nucleotides long. RefSeq lists its product as uncharacterized. Lineage: Eukaryota; Fungi; Ascomycota; Eurotiomycetes; Eurotiales; Trichocomaceae. The record is from RefSeq and is a predicted model, not a curated record. The transcript has 9 exons. The coding region runs from base 261 to 2900 and encodes 879 amino acids. Gene Ontology annotation, molecular function: protein binding.